Dentiscutata heterogama is the source of this 126-nucleotide messenger RNA. The record is from the annotation of a GenBank genome assembly. NCBI's taxonomy places the organism in Eukaryota, Fungi, Glomeromycota, Glomeromycetes, Diversisporales, Gigasporaceae.
AACACAUUUGCCUUUACAAUUCACAAAACCCAAGAGCUAACAUUACUACGUACAACACUUAAUGUAGAUGAUAAAAUAUUUGCAGAAGGACAAGUUUACAUUGCAAUGGGAAGAGCACCUACAUAG